Messenger RNA from Archocentrus centrarchus (flier cichlid), 5703 nucleotides. It is a transcript of the gene ly75, whose product is annotated as lymphocyte antigen 75. The record is from RefSeq and is a predicted model, not a curated record. Lineage: Eukaryota; Metazoa; Chordata; Actinopteri; Cichliformes; Cichlidae.
UGGGUGACUGGGAGAACUGGGCCGCGUCGGUUCUCUCGUCACUUUCGCUUUGGAGCGCAGUUACCGAGCGGACUAAAUUCAGUGCGCCAGGGACAGAGAAAGACUCAGUCGUGACCAUGCUGAGUCUAUCCAGAGCGCCUCUUUGUUUUUGUUUGUUGGUACUGUUGGAGGCAGCUGUUCACCGGGGAACAUGUUCACCGGCUCAAGGUUUCGAUGAAGAUGCUUUCCAAAUUCAGCACAAGAGCACAGGGAAGUGCCUGGGUGCAUGGGGUCAGGGAAACCUGAGCCUCACCACCUGCGACCCAGCCAGCGAGUCCCAGCAGUGGACGUGGGGUGCAGAUCACCGUCUCUUUCAUGUGGGGACAUCGCUCUGCAUGGCGAUAGACAUCCCCUCCAGGAUGCUGACUAUGUUCGACUGUGGCUCCAACAACCUGCUGUGGUGGCGCUGUUUGGAUGGGACUGUUUACACCGUUUAUCAGAUGCUUCUUACGGUCAGCAAAGGGGAAGUAGCACUCAGACGGGAAAGUAAUGAUACUUGGGUAAGAAAGGGAUCCCAAGACAACAUCUGCCAGAGGCCAUAUCGUGUCGUCCACACCACCAAUGGGAACUCUGCCGGCGCCCCCUGUGAGUUCCCCUUCAAAUACAAUGACAGCUGGCACCAUGGAUGCCUCACUGAUACAGAAUUCCCCGGACUGUCUUGGUGUGCCACCACCUCAGACUAUGACCAAGACAAAAAGAAGGGACACUGUCUAAAACCUGAGGAGGGCUGUCAAACUCUGUUUACCGGACCAGACGGGGAUUCGUGCUAUGAGUUUGUCUCCAAUGUUGCAGUGACCUGGCACGAAGCUCUGGAUUCGUGCCGCAGUCAGGGAGCUGAUCUGCUUAGUUUGUCUGGGCCUGAUGAUCUCAACUCCACAAUCUUACUGGAUGGCCUUCACAGCAUGCCUGAGAAAAUGUGGAUUGGCCUUCACCAGUUAGAUUCUUCUCAAGGAUGGCAGUGGUCGGAUGGCUCUCCUCUCUCCAUGUUGCGCUGGGAACCAGGAAUGCCACCCAACUCCACAAUCAUUGAGUCAGACUGUGGAGUCCUGAACUCUAAAAACAACUAUGAAACUCUGGCAUGUAACAAGCGGCUGCCAUACAUCUGCAAGAAGAGACUCAAUGCCACUGAGACGGCAACAGCAGAUUUUGUCUAUAACGAAACAGUGUGUCCAGACGGUUGGGUGCCAUGGAACGGAGUUUGUUACAAAUUAGUGAAGGACAAGCCAAAAAACUUCAACGAAGCCCAGAAGUACUGUAAAGAUAUAGAAGCAGGAGUUUUAGCCAGUUUCCACUCGAUUGACAGCAAAGAGAUGCUCAGCACUAAUUUCCAUCAAGAUGGCAAUACUUUGGAUGUGUGGAUUGGUCUGAGGGGCUUCGGCAUGAACCCUACUGUCUUCAGUUGGAGUGACGGGCUACCCGUAACCUUCACUUACUGGAGCCAAUCACACCCGGUCCAGCCUACUCAGGAUCCUAACUGUGUCUCUUACACUGGAAAGUUUCAUGCUUGGCGGAUUGAGAACUGUGCGCAAAUGCUGCCUUUCAUGUGUCAGAAGAAAGGAAAGUUCAAUGAAUCAGCAGUACAGAUCGGAUGUAACCUGGAUGAUGGUUGGAGGAGACAUGGCAACUCCUGUUAUCAAGUGAACUCCAAACAAGUGUCCUUCAAAGACCGGUGCAACAUCACUAUAAGAAACAGGUUUGAACAGGCUUUUAUUAACCAUCUGCUUCAAAAGACGACAGGCAAGGAAACUCAGUAUUAUUGGAUAGGGAUGCAGGACACCAAGAACACUGGGGAGUACCAGUGGGUGAGCAAAGAUGGAUCAGUGGAUGUGGCAAAAUACACCAACUGGGGCUGGUUUGAACCAGAUCAUCACGGAGGGUGUGCUGUUAUUUCCACUGCAAAACCUGUGGGCAGGUGGGAGGUGAAGAACUGCACUCUUUUCAAGGCCGGCACUAUUUGUAGAAGAGACCUCUACACACCUCCCCCCCCAGAACCAGAACCAGACCCUAAUGCAACCUGUCCUAAUGGCUGGGUGUCCAGGCCAGGCAUCAAAUACUGCUACAAGGUGUUUCAUAAAGAAAGGCUGAGCAGGAAACGCUCCUGGGAGGAGGCCAUGAGAUUCUGUCAGGCUCUGGGAGCCAAUCUGCCCAGCUUCACAAACUGGGAAGAGAUGAAAGCCCUACACAUCAUUAUGAGAGAAACUAUCAGUGAUAAUCGGUACUUCUGGGUUGGCCUGAACAGAAGAAACCCAGCAGAUCUCUCCUGGCAGUGGAGCGACGGGCGGCCUGUAUCUCUGAAUGUUUUACAUGAAGAUUUCCACAAGGAUGAUGACUACAAUCGGGACUGCACUGCAUUCAAGACAGUGAAGAACAACUUGAAACACAUGUUUUUCUUUCUGCUGCACGACUUACCUCCCACACCUUUCUACCCCACACCCUUUCACUGUGACGCGCAGCUGGAGUGGGUCUGCCAAAUACCUCGUGGAGUGACACCAAAAAUCCCAGAUUGGUACAAUCCCGAUGGGCAUCAUAAUUCAUUCUUUGUGGAUGGAGCAGAGUUUUGGUUGUUGAUAAACCGUGCUCAAUUUCACGAGGCGAAGCUCUUUUGCAAAUCGCAAAACGGUAAACUGGCAACUCCAGCUACCCCCACUGCUGCUUUCAAAAUCCAGGAAUCGAUACAAAAAUUAUCAAAUCCUACGGCACAAAGCUGGUGGAUUGAUAUGAGAGACCCUGGAAGCAUAUUCCCAUGAUGUAAGUACAACUCUUUAUACCACCGCCAUUUAUUUUCCAUGGAAAGAUGCACCUACAUCACCCCUAAAAGUUCCUUUCCAGAGUCUGAUCGCAGCUGCCUUGAGCCUUUUCCAUUUGUGUGUGAAAGAAGGAACAUCACAUCAGUGGAGAAGAACCCUUGGGAGCCUCAGCCUGGAGGACUGCCCUGUGGAAAUGAAUCUGUCGCCUUCAGAAAUAAAUGCUACACACUGAUGAGCAGUACAAGUCCUCUCUCCUUCCAAAAUGCCAAUGAUGAAUGCCGAUCAGUGAAGGGAACCUUGGUCACUAUCUCUGAUCAGGUGGAACAAGACUUCAUCAACACCCUCCUGCUGAGCGUGAAAGGCAUGAACAGAACAUGGAUUGGUCUGAAGAUCCAGAAGAACGUACCUUCAUGGGUUGACGGGUCCUCGGUUAACUACAUAAAUUUCAACUCUCUGCUUCUGGGCAUGCACAAGGUCGUGGAGGUUAAACCGUGGGAUCCGGAGAGUUUUGUGUGUGCGUUUAUGCUCCAUAACUCCAAGUCUGAUAUGCUGGGUACCUGGGACUAUACCAGCUGCACACAGCCUCUACAGCUGGCUGUUUGCCAACACUAUGCAGAUAAACUAGAGGAGCCCCACAUCCCCACAGAGACUUUCAUUGUCAAUAACCACACCCUGCUGCUGCUGGUCAAAAAUCUCACCUGGUCGCAGGCUUUAGAGGAGUGCAGAAAAAACGGCAUGGACCUGGCAAGCGUGGCCGAUAACUACAUGCAGUCCAUCCUCACUGUGAACGUGAGCCGUGCAAAAACACCCAUGUGGAUUGGCCUAUUUAGCGAAGACGAUGGGAUCCACUACCACUGGAGUGACCAUAGUCACACUGUGUUCAGUCGCUGGCCUUCCGAUGUCACUAGUGGCGCUUGCGUUUAUGUGGACACCGAUGGUUUCUGGAAAGCCACUGAGUGUGAGGACACGCUAGGAGGGGCUAUUUGCCACAAAUCAAGGAAUGAGAACCUCCCUACACCAGAGGAUCCUUUAGUGAAGUGCCCCCAUAAAAAAAAUGGUCCAAACUGGAUUCCCUGGAAGAAUAACUGCUACUCCUUUCAGCUAGUUGGCUCCAGAUGGGAGUCAUUUGAUCAGGGACGCAUUGAGGAUACCUGCAGAAAAAUUCAUGCAGAUGCAGAAAUCCUGACUAUCCGAAAUGCAGAAGAGAAUGAGUUUAUCAAGAACCAGCUGCUGCCAUUUGAAUCAUUGGUCCAGUUUGUAUGGCUGGGAUUGUUCAAAGAUAACAAUGAUAACCAGACAAGGUGGUAUGAUGGCACAAAUGUCCAAUAUUCCAACUGGGCGAAUGGUCGACCAGAUUUUAAUGGGCCUUUCUUGGCUGGUCUCACAACUGAUGGCACAUGGAUUCUCAUUCAAAGCCAAAGGCUAUACUCAGUAUUCAAACAGAAGACAAUUGUGGGCUGCAAACUGGACUAUGAACCCAAAAAGGAGUACAACAACUCAGCCGUGAAUUUUCAGGACUAUGGUACCUUAGCUUAUAGGGUUGUGACCCGUAAGUUGAAUUGGUACCAGGCUCUAGAAGAAUGUGGUAAGCUUGGAGGCCACUUGGCAAGUGUCCAUGACAUGCAGCACAAUGUACAUCUGGGGCUAAUUUCCAAGACAGAUGGCUUCUCGCUCUGGAUUGGCCUGUCCAACCAUGAUGUCAAUGGUUCAGCCUAUGAAUGGUCUGAUGGAACAAAAUUUGACUACAAUGCCACCAUCUCCAACUCAAGCAGGAGCUCCAGCCCAGUCAAACUAGAGGCUACCUGUGUUUAUAUAAACACUACGGGAGCCUGGGUAAGGACCAGCUGCGAUGCUACGAUAGACGGCGCCAUCUGCUACACAACUAACGUCACUUCCACUUUCCAAAGAGCCAAACUGAAAGAUGGCCCAGUAGCUAAUAAUUGCCCUCAAAGUGAUGGUAAGUCCAAGUGGGUUCAACACAAGGAUCACUGUUACGCCUUUGACAUGAGCUUCUACAACUACACACUCUACAGCAUGGAGCAGGCCAGGACUGUCUGUCAGGAAAUGGAUUCUCAACUACUGACCAUCAAAUCCAAAGAGGAGAAUGAUUUUCUGGCCAAGUACAUUACUGAACACCCUCUUAUCACCAGUCAAGUGUGGCUCGGCAUAGAUCUCGAUUCUCAAGGUAAGCCUGUAUCCUGGGUGGAUAGCUCUCCUCUGGAAUACUCUAACUGGAAUUCCAUUACUGGGCAGAAGUCUGAGCCCCAGUGUGCCAUCAUGACGGCAGACAAUGGUGGAACCUGGAAUCUGGUCAGCUGCAAGACUAGACACAGCCGUGCUGUUUGCAAAACUAAACCAAAGUCUGCAGGCUCCCCGGUGGCAUUGGCCUUCUUCAUCAUGGUCCUCCUCGCUCUCCUUAUAGCCGUCGGCUUUGUUGUCUACAAGAAAAAAAGAACCCUCCUCUCCUCUCCUGUACGCUACGAGAGGGCACUAGAUGAUAUGGACACCACCAGUAUAAUAGAUGGAGAGUGAGCCUGUUUCAAGUUUGCAGCCUCAGGAAGUAUUGAUAUUGCCUGCCUCAUGUUUUUUUAUUUUUUUAAUGUAGCCUUUCCUCCUUUUAAAAAAAAAAUUUAUGUUGCUCAAGCCAAACUUUUUCUGUUUUAAGUAUGUAAAUAUUGUUUGAGAAUUGUGAAUAUCUGCCAAUCAGUUUCUUAAUUUGGGUUCUUUAAUAAGAGCAGCACAUUGUACUUUAUUUCAGUGCUUGGGCUAAUUUUUCCUGAAAAAUAUUUUGGGUUUUUUGGAGGGGUUUGACUGCCAAAAAUGGGAUUUUGAGCUGAAACGUAUACAAACUGCAGCCUUAACAGGUAAAAUUGCACUGAUACAUGAGUGACUUCAAACAUUUACAAAUGUUUGUUUC